AUUCCAAACGGCUUAGGGAAGCGAGCGAGGAUGUGACGUAGUGCGGGAAAGGACGCCGACGUUCCGCUCCGGGCCGCGGCGGACGGGCGCGCGCUUGUGGCCAGCCAUGGCGUACUCGACGUUCCGCAAGGUGGCCCUGGCCUCUUGCUUGGUGCUGUGCGUGUCGCUGCUGCUGCCCAAGGUCUUCCUUUCGCGGGGCUGGAGGCAGCCGGAGCCCAGCGCUGCGCCGCCUACUCUGGUCGCCGCGCCCGAGGGUAAGAGGCCGUCCCGAAGGCCCCGACCGCCCCGAACCCCUUCCGCCACCUGGUGCGUCAAGGGUUGCCGGACUGAGUCAUGUGCAUGUCAGGGUCACAUCUGCACCCCCACCCCACCCCACGUAGCAGCUCCUGGAAACACAAAUAGGGGGGUAAUAUUGGGUGGGAUUGCUGUGCAAAAUGCCCACGCAUUAAAUCGCUUUCUCGAUAUUACUACGCAAGAUUAGAGGAAGGUGGGUGGGUGGGGAACCCCAAGGAUUUGCAAACCUAUGCACACACAAAUGCACCCAACCCCUUUUGCAGAGUUCACCCGUGCUGUUUUUUGCACGUGCUUUUUUUUCUUUCUUGCAGGUGAUUUUUUUCUUUCCCCUGCUCUUUCCGCACAGGAAUUUUGGAAAGCGGGGUGGCUGGAAGCUCAGGAUACAUGUAGCGGGAAGGUGAUCCUUGCUCAUUUAAUUUAGAUCGGUCUUAUUUGGGAUGAAAUGGACCAUUCACUGAAGAAAGUAAAUCGCAGUUCUAACUGCCUUGCCCUCGUUCGUUUUCACAACUAAGCUGUUGGGAAGUUCUGUCCGAUGUGCUGAAACUGCUUAAGAAGCUGGGUGAAUGGGCAUUCCAAGUGUUAAAUGCCAUCAGAACAGACAAAGGGAAGUGCUUCUUCACACAGUGCGUGGUUAAAUUACGGAAUUCGCUGCUGCAAAAUGUAGUGAUGGUCACCAACGUGGAUGGCUUUGAAAGGGGUUUAAUACAAAUUAAUGGAGGACCAUUUGUUCAAUGCCUCCAUUGUGCAACUGUAUCAUUUGCUAAGGAACACAAGUAAGGAGUGUGCUGUUGCACUCAUGUCCUGUUUGAAGGCAUUCCAGAGGCAUUUGGUUGCCACAGUGAGAACAAGAUGCUGGACUAGAUGGGCCUUUGGUCUGAUCCAGCAGAGCAAUGAAGCUAUUACUGAAGCUGCCCCUUGAGUCUAGGACUGAAUAAAAAAAAAGUGUGUGAGAGAAAGACUUCACCUUUUGACUAGUUGAUAUCUUGAUUGAAGGAGGUUCAGGUUAUUGUAUUCAGUGUUAGGAAACGUGCAGUUUUUUAUACCUCCAGGUUUAGCUGUGGCUAGCAAAGUUAAGAUUACGACUUUACCUUACCCGGCCUUUACCAUUGAAUUCACAGAAACUUUCUUCCAAGAUGACAUGCAUUUUAAAUUGUGUUCGUUUUUAAGCCAUCCCUUGAAAGCAUCAGUUUGCCAGCAUCUUGUAGUCAUCACAUUGUUUUUGUUUUUAUAAACUUCAAAAUUCCAUGUCCACCAAUUGUUUUGAUGUUUGUUACAUUGCUUUGGAUAUUUUAUAUGAAAUAAAAUAUAAUUUAAACUGUCUGUAUCAUUUUUUUGCUGCUUUCUGCCAUUUCUUUUCUUUUUUUCAAUUUCUGCCAGGCUUGGGGCAGAAAUGGUCACCAUUUGCAUUAUUUUUAAAGUGUCUUUCCUAAUGGAUAUCUGUGAUUGUACAUGAUGACCAAGGAUUUCUCAUGUGCAGAAAGAAUCUGCACUAGUACUGCAGUAUUUCUGCAACUUCUUGCCUUCCUUAAUGUGUAGCUGAUCUUACUUCUGAAGGCAUAACUGUACAUGUGGGGUGAUAAGAGCUUACCGUCCUUCCCUUAUUCAUUCUCACGCCAUUACGUACCACCCAUGUCACCUUUUAAAGUUGCACUUUUACUAUAGAGCUGCAGGCAAUGAAUGGUAGAAGUAGCAUUUCAGGUGUGUUUAAAUUGCCAGAAAAGAAGUACCCCAUCUCAGCUAUGUUAGCCUUGCUCUCUAAACCAUUCAUUAAGUACUUUUAAAUUGCUGCAGGAAGUGCAAAGCAUUUACCGAGUUGGAUUUGUUGCCACUUAGUCGCAAGUCUCACUGUGGCAGGAAUCAAGCUUCUCUGUCUUUCUGGAAUUCAAAGGGGGAAGUAUUGGCGUGGCCAUAUCCCAUGAAGUUUGGUGUGGAUGCUCAUUUUUAAACUGCAGGUUUUUUGUUACAAAUUAUGCUGUUUGUAACACACUCCUUUUAUUCAGCUAAAGCAGGGGUUUUCAACCAGUGUGCCAUGGCACCCUGGGGUGUCUGGAAUGAUGGUCAAUGGUGCCAUGGGCAACAGUGGCCUCUGUCCCUCUUUCCUUCCCUCCUUUGAUGCCCUCUCAUGUCUCUGCCCCUCAAAGACCUGUGCGGCUGUUUAUUGCAACAACUCUGGCCACAAGCUCUACAGGCGAAUGGUGCCUCUGGGGCUGGCCAGCGGGUGCUGGUUGCCCAGAGCUGAGGUGGCCUUGGAGUAAGCAAGCAAGUGGGUAACGGAGCCCAGCCAGCCCUUGCUGUUGGGAAUGGACAGACAAGUGGAAGGUUGGGCAGGCAGACAGGUGCUGUGCUGGCCUUUCUCGUACUUGCUGUAUGCCUGGGAGCUUAGUGCCUGGAGCCGAAGGGGAGCCUUUCCACCAUGCAGGCCCAGCAACUCCUGCUGUUGCCACUGCUACCUCCCAAGGUGAGUAAGAUGGUGGCUGCACAUUCACCAUCAGGCUGCUAAGGCUGGGGGCAUCUUUUUCCCAGGUCCCUGUGGGUCGGUGUGAGGAGGCACCUCUCUUUGGGGUGGGGUGAGCGUGUCUCAUGGACCAAAAGUGGCUGCAGUGGCUGCCCAGAGGACUUCCAAGGAGAUGAGAGGAGGCUGAGGGAACACUCCACAAGGGCUGGUGUUCAAAAAGAGGUAUAGGGCUGCUUACUCUGCAGGCAAGGGGUGACAUAACUGGGCUUCUGAGGCUCAGAGCACGUUUCCCCACAGGGAAAGAGUGUAGUUGGUCAAGGGAGCUGUGGACUCAAAAGGGUUCUUGAGCUAAAGCAAUGAAGAUAAUGUUUUUAGCAUUCUUGUUUCAGUUAAGUAAACAAAGCUUCUGUCAGGCUGAAUAUCUCACAUGAUAGUAUAAAAGUAGAUGGAUGUAGCAUUCCCUAAGCAUAAUAAAGUAAAUCCCAGUUAGGGAUAAAAGUAUAGAAAGUGUAUCCUGUUUCAUGACCAAGCAUGAUAUAUUGGCACAGGAGAAGGGAGCAGGUGGCGCUGUGGUCUAAACCACUGAACUUCUUGGGCUUGCUGAUCGGAAGGCCAGCGGUUCGAAUCUACACAAAUGGGUGAGCUCCUGUUGCUCUGUCCCAGCUUCUGUCAACCUAGCAGUUCAAAAGCACGCCAGUGCAAGUAAAUAGGUAUCAAUGCGGCGGGGAGGUAUUUCUGUGCACUCUGACUUCUGUCAGUGUUCUAUUCUGCCAGAAGCAAUAUAGUCAUGCUGGCCACAUGACCCGGAAAGCUGCCUGUGGACAAACACCAGCUCCCUCAGUCUGAAAGCUAGAUGAGCGCUGCACCCCCAUAGUUGCCUUUGACUGUACUUAACUGACCAGGGGUUCUUUACCUUUAUCUUUUUUGGGGGGGGCGGACACAGGAACAGUAAAUGCAGGGAUUUUUUCCCCAGCUGGAACUUGCUGAAACUCAGUUCUGACACCUCUCUGGUGGGCAUGGAGGUGGGGAAUGGGGUGGGUAUUGUCUAGAUGGAGCAGGUCUAGAUGCUUGUUUUGUCUGGCUCCCUCCUCAUAUAGUGGGUUAGUAACCCAUCUAGUACAGCCACAUGCAGCAGCCGUUUGUGUACAACUGCAAUUAAAAUCUUUGCACAUUCCCCUGUGUAUCAGAGUAUUGGUGUUGAAUUAUGCAGGGCCACAAAAUAAAUGGAAGGCCAAGUUGGGAGAACUUUUACAGAUCAAUCAUGGAAUCACUGAGCACGCGGUACUUUCAUAAAUCUUCUUGAAGUCACAACGAGCAGAACUUUACUGAUGACUGAUGGGGCAGAAUCAGGAGGUUCUCCUGGCAAAAAGUGACUCCUGAGCUAUGGCAGGCCAGGCUCUGUAGGGCCAUGGUUUUGUUGCCAGGUGUAUCCAGGAAAAUGGCGGUGGGGUGGGAGGGUAGACUUAGAUAUCUACCAAGGAACUUAUAUGAACCUGUCUUGGAACCCCAAUGUCUUGUAGAGGCAUCUGGGAAAUAUUCUGUAGUGUAUGCAACAUCAUGUGGACUAGAGCAUUAGCCAGACCUGUCAGGACCUCCCUGAUCCCCAGUUGAACUGAAAGGUAAGGUUUAAAGCACAGUGGAAAUUAUCCUGCAGCUACUCAUUGCAGGGGGACACUGGUAGUGGUGAGUCAGCUGUCUUAACGUGCUCGUUUGACAUUCCUGGAUUUUGAUAAAAGCUCAGUAAGCUUCUGAGGAACCCCAAGAUUUCCCUAAAUUGUAGUUCAUCAGUGGUUAAGGAAUAAGUAUAUACACUGUAGUGCCUUAAAUGUCAGGUGACUUUUCUGCAGCCCCCAUAUAGUUUUGAAUUACAGUGUCUGUCAAAAUCUGCAUAAAAUAGAAUACAAACUGGUGUGGUUCAUUCUGGCAAGGUAUGCAUGUCAACUUAGCUGGCAGUGUUCCAUCUUGGCAAACUUUGGUGCCAUAGCAACCUCCCAUUAUUUUUGAUUAAUCUCUUUUAGCUUGAGGUCGCAUUCACCCUCCAGGAGCGGCAUACAAGUGGUGAAGUUUGCCCAAAGUGCACCACCACACACUGUCAGAGACACACAGCUCCCCCUCCUUAGUUGAUUUGUGGAGAUCAGUUGAGAAAGGGGCUAUUGCUCCCCCUCCACCCAUCAAAUGACAGUUUGCAUCCCCAUAAAGACAUUGGGCUCUGCUAUCCUGUCCCUGCCCCAGACUGUGGCUACUUUUUCUUUUUGCCGCUGCCACCAAAAUUGAUGGGUUCCUGAGGCAGGCCUAAGAAGCUGGAUUAGUUCCUCAAACCGGUUGUUUAGGUGUUCCCACUUUGUGCCUUUCAACAUACAUUGUUAUCCAGUACUCAUUCAAUUGGAUUCUUGACAGUAAUUAAUAUGUCAAUUACCAUAUGUUAAAAUUGCCGUAUGGUUUCUGAUGAUGGGGACUUAUUGAUAGAAAUGUCAAACAGUCAUUGUUAUAUGUGCAAUCUCGUGUGAAAAAAUAGGGGUGUAUGAACACCUUAUUAAGGACUCCUCUAUGAAGUUUACUAUACAGCGGAAAGGAGCAGCCAAGCAUACUAGGACUCAAUUUCUUGACUUUAAGAAAGCCGACUUCAUAAAACUUAGGGAAGUGCUGGGUGAGAUCCCAUGGACAGUAAUACUAAAAGGAAAGGGAGUUCAUGAUGGCUGGGAGUUUGUUAAGAGGGAGAUAGUAAAAGCACAACUUCAGGCCAUACCAAUGAGACGGAAACAUGGAAGGUGCCUAAAGAAGCCAGGGUGGCUAUCUAAAGAACUUUUAACUGAGUUAAGAUUAAAAAAGGAUGUGUACAAAAAAUGGAAAAGGGGGGAAACCACCAAAGAGGAAUUCAAACAAAUAGCCAGCACGUGUAGACACAAAGUCAGAAAAGCUAAAGCACAGAAUGAACUCAGGCUUGCUAGAGAGGUUAAAAGCAACAAAAAAGGCUUUUAUGGGUAUGUUCAGUAGCAAAAGGAAGAACAAAGAAACAGUGGGGUCACUCAGAGGAGAAGAUGGUGAAAUGCAAACAGGGGACACAGAAAGGGCUGAACUCCUCAAUGCCUUCUUUGCCUCAGUCUUCUCCGAUAAAGAAAACAAUGCCCGACCUGAAGAAUUUGGAGCAAAUGAUUCAGCAGAGGAAACACAGCCCAGAAUAACUAAAGAGAUUGUACAAGAAUACUUGGCUAGUCUAGAUGUAUUCAAGUCUCCAGGGCCAGAUGAACUGCAUCCAAGAGUAUUAAAAGAACUGGCAGAUGUGAUCUCAGAACCACUGGCAGUCAUCUUUGAGAAUUCCUGGAGAACAGGCGAAGUCCCAGCAGACUGGAGGAGGGCAAAUGUUGUCCCUAUUUUCAAAAAGGGGAAAAGAGAGGACCCAAAUAAUUACUGCCCAGUCAGUCUGACAUUAAUACCAGGGAAGAUUCUGGAGCAGAUCAUUGAGCAAACAGUCUGUGAGCACCUAGAAAGGAAUGCUGUGAUCACCAAUAGUCAGCAUGGAUUUCUGAAAAAUAAGUCAUGUCAGACUAACCUGAUCUCGUUUUUUGACAGAAUUACAAGCCUGGUAGAUGAAGGGAAUGCAGUGGAUGUAGCCUACCUUGAUUUCAGCAAGGCAUUUGACAAGGUGCCCCAUGAUAUUCUUGUAAAGAAGCUGGUAAAAUGCGGUCUUGACUAUGCUACCACUCAGUGGAUUUGUAACUGGCUGACUGACCGAACCCAAAGGGUGCUCAUCAAUGGUUCCUCUUCAUCCUGGAGAAGAGUGACUAGUGGGGUGCCACAGGGUUCUGUCUUGGGCCCGGUCUUAUUCAACAUCUUUAUCAACGACUUGGAUGAUGGACUCAAGGGCAUCCUGAUCAAAUUUGCAGAUGACACCAAACUGGGAGGGGUGGCUAACACCCCAGAGGACAGGAUCACACUUCAAAACGACCUUGACAGAUUAGAGAACUGGGCCAAAACAAACAAGAUGAAUUUUAACAGGGAGAAAUGUAAAGUAUUGCACUUGGGCAAAAAAAUGAGAGGCACAAAUACAAGAUGGGUGACACCUGGCUUGAGAGCAGUACAUGUGAAAAGGAUCUAGGAGUCUUGGUUGACCACAAACUUGACAUGAGCCAACAGUGUGACGUGGCAGCUAAAAAGCCAAUGCAAUUCUGGGCUGCAUCAAUAGGAGUAUAGCAUCUAGAUCAAGGGAAGUAAUAGUGCCACUGUAUUCUGCUCUGGUCAGACCUCACCUGGAGUACUGUGUCCAGUUCUGGGCACCACAGUUCAAGAAGGACACUGACAAACUGGAACGUGUCCAGAGGAGGGCAACCAAAAUGGUCAAAGGCCUGGAAACGAUGCCUUAUGAGGAACGGCUAAGGGAGCUGGGCAUGUUUAGCCUGCAGAAGAGGAGGUUAAGGGGUGAUAUGAUAGCCAUGUUCAAAUAUAUAAAAGGAUGUCACAUAGAGGAGGGAGAAAGGUUGUUUUCUGCUGCUCCAGAGAAGUGGACACGGAGCAAUGGAUCCAAACUACAAGAAAGAAGAUUCCACCUAAACAUUAGGAAGAGCUUCCUGACAGUAAGAGCUGUUCGACAGUGGAAUUUGCUGCCAAGGAGUGUGGUGGAGUCUCCUUCUUUGGAGGUCUUUAAGCAGAGGCUUGACAACCAUAUGUCAGGAGUGCUCUGAUGGUGUUUCCUGCUUGGCAGGGGGUUGGACUCGAUGGCCCUUGUGGUCUCUUCCAACUCUAUGAUUCUAUGAUUCUAUGAUUCUAUACAGCUGCAAAUAGAACAUUUUAAGUCUGUUGUAAAGUGCAUUAUACAAAUGUGACACUAGAUGGCGAUGGCAAGCUAUGGCAAAUUCGAUACAUGUUUCAAAGCAUUUUUUUAAAAGGCAUUUUCAUAGCGUUUUUUAUAUGUGUCUAGAUUCCACCUAAGAUUCAUAUUCAGAGGAUAGAACAGGACUUAAAACACAACACAUCCCUUUAAGAAUGGAUCUUUUUAACCUUGAUUUUCAGGAAAGACCAGUCAGUUUCCUCCAACAAUGCAUCCCCAGAUGUCUCCAGAAACCAGACCACCCACUACCCAUUUCCCAAGGUCUCAUCUUGCGGAAGCAGUUGCAAAGGCCAAGGGUGGAGGUGGAGGCGGCGGUGGAGGUGGAGGAGGUGGCGGCGGCAGUGGAAGAGGUCUUGUGGGACAAGUCAUCCCAAUAUAUGGAUUUGGGAUCCUUUUAUACAUAUUGUACAUUCUUUUUAAGGUAAGAAAUACCACUUCACCCUUAAAGUUGCAUCAGUACAGUUUCUUAACCAGUGAGUCAUUGACCUAGUUCACAUGUCAUGGUAAAUCUAAGGGCUCUUUUGCUUCUCUCCACUAGUAUUGGGUGAAACGAAUACUUAGUUCAUAUGGUCACAUGCCGGAGGAGAAGAUCAAGAGCUUCUGUUUUGAAACUAACUGUAUUUACCUGUAAUGAUCAAACUUGUUAGUGGUUCUUUUGAAAACCAACCAAAAAACCCUCUACUUAGUGAGCAUAAACGAAAAGCAAACUGUGGUUUCUGAUCCUGAUAGAUUCAGCAACUAGAGUUUGAACAAAAUCGUAAUUCCUCAAGUUAGGACUUCAUAGGGAACUUUGGUUGGUUUAAAAUUGAAAGCGGAAGCUUUCAGACCUGGCAUGCAAAGGGGGAGUGUGGCGGUAGAGUGAGCCAUGGCUUGCCUCAACUCAUUUCAUAACUUUGGUUUCCUUUUAUGUUUUAGCUGAGGCUGUUAAUGUCUUUCUAGAAACACCUAUGUCUCUUCUGUCACAACAAUAACCCUUUCCAAUUAAUAGCUUUCUUCUAAGGGGAAAACCACAACAGUUGAGCGGAAAUGUCCUCCGUCGUCAUCUGGAAAUACAAACAGGAAAAUCAGUAAGUAGCAUUUCCAAGACUGAAUUGAAAUGGCAUCCAAAAUUGGCUCUCACUUGGAAAAUAAAUCUAGCAGCACGAUAGAUGAGGCAAUGUGAUUAUUAUUACUACUACAGUGGUGCCUCGCAAGACGAAAAGAAUCCAUUCUGGGAGUCUCUUCGUCUAACGGUUUUUUCGUCUUGCGAAGCAAGCCCAUUGACGGAUUAGCGGAUUAGCGCUAUUAGUGCUAUUAGCGGCUUUUAGCGGCUUUUAGCGGCUUUUAGCAGCUUAUCAGCUUAUCAGAUAAGCAGAUAAGCGGCUUAGCGACUUAGAAAAAGAGGAGGAAAAGGGAAAAAAAAACCCAGGAACUCGCAAGACAUUUUCAUCUUGCGAAGCAAGCCCAUAGCAGAUUCGUUUUGCGAGGCACCUCCAAAACGGAAAACUCUUUCGUCUAGCGAGUUUUCCGUCUUGCGAGGCAUUCGUCUUGCGGGGCACCACUGUACUAGUAGUGAGUGAUAGUCAGUGUUUGUCACACUGAGUAAACCCAUUGAAAUCAGUGGGAUGAAAUCCAUGGGGAGAAACUGGAUAUCACCCAUUGAGUUUGUUACUUUUGACACAGUUGGAUUUUGUGUGUAUGCAGAAGUAAAUCCCACUGUUGUUAAAUUGAGCUUACCCCACAUAAACUAUGCAUAGAGUUGCAGCCUUGAUCUCCUUCUUCGCAACAAAAAUAAUUGUUAGCUUUCCUUUUAUUCUGAACAUCCCUUAUGUCAUUAGACUGUGUGGUUUUCUGUGUCGUAGCCUUUCCUGUCUUGAGGCAUUUACAAUCAGCCAGUCACUCUGCAUGUAGCUGCUUAUGAGCAAUUGGGUGCAUUAUAUAUGCUUCUCCUAGCCUUAGGGAAAUUUUCUUUUUCCUUUCAUUCUGCCUGGGAAGAAUAAAAAGAUUAUUUUCAUUAGUUCUGUUUACCGGUAAAGCCCUCUUAGUCGCCUCUCAUGGUUCCCUCGGAACAAGUUCCAUUUUGUUUGCUGCACAUUCAGAACAAAUACAUGCUGAUUGAAUGGAGUGAAUUGUCAGAGCUGCCGCUGAUGCCUUCUGGGACCACAUUUAUUUUGCAGCUGACUAUGAGCUUGCCCAACUUCAAGAUAAGCUGAGAGAGACUGAAGAAGCCAUGGAGAAAUUAAUCAAUAGAGUGGGACCCAACUGUGAAAGGUAUGUGGCAGUGACUCUUGUUCCGGCAGAUUAAAAAGGGCGGGUUCUUUUUGUAUUUCUCUGUUCCCAAUAAAGCAAAUUAGAACAUUUCAAAUAAAAAUAUGCUGUCAAAUAAAAAACUGCAUCUCUUAAACAUCUUAUAAUUUGGAGGUACUUUUACUCAACUCUUUCCUCUUCCAGUUCUAUGUUAAACUAAAUUCAGCAUUUUGAAUUAAACUAAAAGAAAUAUGGAUGCACGUGAUUUCUGGUGUGGUGUUUCACUAGCUUUGUAGCUUCAUAAAUCCAUUAAACACAGAGGGUGAUACUCCUGUGUAGACCCAUUUAAAACAAUGGCUCUCCAAGUCCAUUCAUUUCAAUGGGCCUAAUCUGAAUAUGAUUUAGUUGGAUGUCACCCAGAGAUUGUAAAGAGAUGACGUCAACUCUGUUACAAUGUUCUGCAUAAAUGGAUUGAUGCCUUCUUAACCUCUAUAAAUUCCAUUAUGGAAUUUCAGAAGGAAUGCCAAUAUUUAUAACUUCCGGCAGUAUUCCAUUUGUUCACAGUAGAUGGGAAAUGAAAAAGAGGGUGGCUUGAUGGGUUAAGUAAGAAAAGAAAAAAUAUCCCAGAUCAGGCAAUAAAUAGGCACUUUUGUAUGGUCUAUAAUUAAGUUAUUUGUCUGAGUACUGUUUGUUUGAACUACCCUUACUACCUACUAGAUUAAGAAUAUUUAUAAAUGCAGAACUAAAGAUACUCACUCUUCGCAGUCUUUGCCAAGCUGAUGAGAAUGGCCUAUUUGCUACCCUUCACUACAGAUCAUAUUAAUCUGUAGCCUAUCUUCCAGCUGCCUGCUCAUCUGAUGGCAGAUCGCAAGGCUCUUUUUCUUAUGCUUGGCAUCCAAAAGCAUAGGUGCAUAUUUAUCCCAAAAUAAGUCCCACUGGAUUCAGCAGGUCUUGCUUUCAAGUAAGUGUGUUUAGUAUUGCCGCCUAAAGCUAAGUCUCCAAUCAGUUUGACACAAGAGACUGACCAAGGGGAAGGAUGUAGCUCAGUGGUAGAGCAUCUGCCUGGCAUGCAGAAGGUCACAGGUUCAGUCCCCAGCGUGUCUGGGUGAGAGAUUACAGUGUGAAAGUCUGGAGAGACCUGCUGCCAUCGCUAUAGACAAAACUGAAGGUAGAUGGACCAAUGGGCAUAAAAACAUUAUGCUCCUGGUCUGAUUCAGCAUAAGACAUCUUCCUGUGUUUUAGAAUGGAACGGUGGACCAUAAGCACACAUGCAGACAGGUUUCCUCUACUAUUUGAUUCUUCAUAGAUAAGGUUGCUGAAGUUAUCUAUGGAAAAUUCAGCUAAAACAGUGGAGUUCUGAGUGAAAUGGUACCGGUAAAACAUUUCAGAUGGCUUCUGUGUGGCAUACAGUGAACAGAACACAUGAAGGCAAAUUGUGAGCCACGCUGCACUGUGUUUGCCUCUUGCCAGUGUUGGAUGCCCUAGUUAGGAGCCUGGUCACUGAUAGAGAAACUAUAACAGUAAUAAAGUCUGGGAUUAGAGUUGCCAUUGGCCAUUAAACGUCACUCAAAGCAAAGCAGAUUUUUGAAGGAAUGUUGCUCAGGAGACCAGCAAUGUUUCUCUAGGCAAAGCAGUUCUGCAGAUUCCUAAACAAUCCAGCUUCGUAAGAUUCGCCCUUAGGCCAGAGCCACGACACUGUGUAUCUUUCCUUUUAUUUAGAGGCAUCUUACUUUGCUAGUCUUGCUGCUUUCUAAUGACAUGAUAUGGAAAGGCAUCGUCACAAUAUCUUGCUAUUCCUGUGAGGUAAAGUCUCUCUCAUUAGGCAACCCAGUACCCAUAGCAAAGACAAAGUGGCUUUGAUUUUUUUCCCUGCCUGUCUGGAGGUGACAGUCUUUCAAAAGGCACACGUUAGUUUGAUAACCGUCAGGGUUGUCAGAGGAGACACUAUCUUGAAAGCUGAAGAAAUUCAAUAGGGGUUCAAUUCCUGCUUAGGUAUGUUUACUUGGAGAAAAGUAGGUGGAGAAGGGAGGGAGACCCGCAAAAGCUAUGACAAAUGGAAAAAGAAAUAUAUUUCCUAGAGACUGAUGUGCCUCAUUAAGGGUCGUGUUGGUUCUAAAAAAUAAUGAGAGAAAAUCCCUACUGGUUUUUAAUAAAAGGACCAGAGGCCUUAUGCGUAAUUGUUUCAACCAAGUUGCUACUGUACUAUUCCUUUUACUGUUUUAAAGAUGAGACCUAGAAAACUCAGGGUGCUUCCAAACUACUGCUAAUUUUUUUUGAUGAUUUCAGUGAUAUACUGGCAAAUUUAGGUUUCAGACAAUUAAAGUCAAUCUGGCACUCUUUUGCAACAAACCUGCUCUCCCUCCAGGCCCAUUUUGCUGUAAGGAAAUAGUAAUAAAUAAUAAUAAUAAUAAUAAUAAUAAUAAUAAUAAUAAUAAUUUAUUUGCCCUUCAUCCAAAGAACUCAGGGAGGUUCACAAGAUAAAAUCAAAGAGAUAGCACAAAAUGAAUAGAUAAAACAAAACAGAACAAUAACCCCCUUCCUGCAAUCACAUUAAAAAGGCCAUAGAACAUUAAACAGCCAGAGGCCUGGUUGAAGAGGGAAUGCAUUGGAAAGUGUGGGGUAACAAUUGCUUGUUGCAUUGUCACAGAACCCGCGAGCAAUCAAAUGGGAAUAGAUGCUCCAUAGAGAGCCAAUGUUGUCUUGCCUCCCUGCAAAUUUUGUGCAAACCAAUUGGGAUGAUUGCUCCAUAACCGGCCAGCUGGAAGUGACCUCUCAACAGAUACAGAAGAACUAUUGGGUUGCAGAGUCCAGCUCACUUUGAUGCAUGCGUUUUAUUUAUUUGGUUAGAAUGCCGGUUGUGAGCUGACAGGAGCAGUCGUCUAAAAUACCUGGAGGGCACCAGGUUGAUAAAGGCUUUCACAAGCAAUAGGUUGGAUCUUUACAAAUUUGUAAGAUCAGAACCAGGCAUUCUCCCCCCCCCCCCCCGCCCCCUUCCAUAGCUGUCUGACGGCCCCUUUUCUUAACUUAGGAGAAAAAAUAUAAGUAAUUUGAAUGCUUUCCUCUUUCUGUGAUAUUUAAUCAGCAUGGGAUAAAAUGAUGAUAAAAAUUAUGAGCCACUUGAUCUUUCUCAAAUAGUUGAAAAUAACACAAAAGGUCACUGUUUCCAUCUAUUUCCUAGUCACUAAUACUGUUCAUCUAUUAUAUAUAUAAAGCUCUCUGUGUUAUUAUUGCGCAGCGGCAAGAAUUUAAAACAAAUGGCCAAAUGGUAUUUUGAUGGUCUUAGGGCAUGGUUUGGAAGCACCAAAGGCCCCCAACUUGCUGAAGCUAAGCAGGACUGGGAACCGCAUGUCUGGGUUGGGUUCCAUGGUGGAAGAAAGGUGGGAUAUAAAUAAAAUAAAAUAAAAUUUAAAAGAGAGAAAUAGGGAUUCAGACAAAGAUUUAAUCAGUUACUUCAUUUUUCUUUCUUUCUUUCUCCUUUUUUCCAGUUUCUUUGUUUUUUGAAAAAAUAAAGGGUUUUUUAAAAAAAAUUAUGAUUUUCAGGUUUAUACAUUUCACUAAUUUUACAAUCAUUUUAACAUUUCAAAACUUGACUUCCUUCCCCCUCUUUCUGUGGUUCCUUAAAUUUAUUUUUAAUAUCUUCUGCAUAUCCAAAUUAACUUAAUUUGCUCAUUAAUUCAUCUACUUUAAAUAUAUACUCUUAUAAAACUGAAGGUUUACACUUUAUCUGUAAAUAUUCAAUAAACCAUUUCCAUUCUUUUAUUAAAACAUUUGUUAUCAUGAUUUCUUAUUCUUCCGGUAAGUUUUGCCAUUUCUUCAUAUUCCAUAAGUUUUUGUAUCCAUUCUUCCUUCGCUGGGACUUCUGCUUCUCUCCAUUUUGGGGCAAGUAACAUUCUUGCCACUGUAGUAGUAUACAUCAAUACGUUUCUGUACUGUACAAUACGUUUCUAAGCUCUGGAGCCAAGUGAGGAUUCCCAGGUAAGAUCCUCCCUCUAUUGUGUGGGCAGGUAAUCCCUCCCCUACCUGGCCUGGUCUCCUUGGCAACGCUUCCCCCAGGUGGGAUUGGACAACUGACUGAGGUAGGCGGAGACCUCCAGGUAUCCCACCUGAGGGAAAGCAAACCAAGCCUAUGCUGUUGGAGCCGCUCCAGAUCUAGGGGCUGCGCGCGUCCACGCAAAGGGCGCCCCCCGUUUUAAGCGGAGAGCGGUCAUUCUGUACAGUUUAGGUAGUUCUGUCCCUAUAAUUCCCAAAAGAAAUCAGUUACUUCAGGUCAACAUGUGAAGUGUAGCCACCUGCUUUCUUGGUACCUUUUCUUCCCCAGCUCCCUUGCAUCUGUACACUUUCAUUUCACCCACAAAAGCUGUGAUGUUAGUUGGCAUUCCACAACUGUGCCUGAAGGCGGAGUGAUUUAAAUUAUUGAUUUAUAAAUUAUGUAAAUCAGCCAGAAAAAAUGCCAUUUUAAAUCACCAAUAGUAUCUCAUUGAUGCUACUUCAUUUAUUUUCUAAAUAAUGGUGUGAAUCAUAUUAAUUGGCAACAAAGUAGAAUAUUAUUUACACUGUUUCAAUCUUACAACUAGGUCUUUCAUCUCCUUGUAUGCUGUCCUUUUUAAAAAAACCUAUAGAGUGAAUGCCUUUAAAAUAAGGCCUUUUUAUGAUUCCCCGUGGCAGUUGGUGAGGUUAAGUAUGGGACUAUAUAGCAGUCUUUUUUAUUUGACAUUGGGAUACAGGUAUCUUAAUUGGCUUGCACGGUUGCUCUUUUCAUGCUUGUUCACUAGGACAGAGAACCAUUCCUCUAAAACUUAUUUGGAUAUUGCCAGUCAUGUCCAAUAGUAGGUCUGAGCUGUUGUCGUGGGGUUUUUUAAUGCCUGUUCCAUGUUGUUGUUUAGUCAUUUAGUCGUGUCCAACUCUUCGUGACCCCAUGGACCAGAGCACGCCAGGCACUCCUGUCUUCCACUGCCUCCCGCAGUUUGGUCAAACUCAUGUUCGUAGCUUCGAGAACACUAUCCAACCAUCUCGUCCUCUGUCGUCCCCUUCUCCUUGUGCCCUCCAUCAUUCCCAACAUCAGGGUCUUUUCCAGGGAGUCUUCUCUUCUCAUGAGGUGGCCAAAGUAUUGGAGCCUCAGCUUCAGGAUCUGUCCUUCCAGUGAGCACUCAGGGCUGAUUUCCUUAAGAAUGGAUGCAUUUGAUCUUCUUGCAGUCCAUGGGACUCUCAAGAGUCUCCUCCAGCACCAUAAUUCAAAAGCAUCCAUUCUGUUCCAUAGUCGGCCCCAAAACGUCACGACUGAUCAAGAGAAAAGGCUACUUCAGCAGCUCCGAGAAAUUACGAAGGUCAUGAAAGAAGGCAAACUCAUAGAUGGGAUCUCCCCAGAGAAAGAAGCUGAAGAGGCUCCGUAUAUGCAGGACUGGGAAGGUAAGGAAGACCUUUCUAUUUAUAUGAAGGAAGAAUGAAUGUGCUGCUGUUUGUUUUUGCUUUUCCUUUAAAAGAAAAGCUUAUCACAGGAAGCCAUUCAGUAUUCAAAGGCAUCUGAGCACCUGGCUCUCUCAACAAGAGAGAAUCCAUUGAUUGCUUAAGCAUCUCAGACUAGCCAGCUGAGGGCUUAUAGCACUAUGCUACAAAGCUGAGGGACAGGAGGGCUCCUUGGUAAUAUCUAGGGAUGGGGGGAGAAACUUUAUUCCUUUUGUAUUUAAAGGCAAACCUACCUGAUUUGCCCUUACCAAAACAAUACACGAACUGUAACAUCACUUCCUUUGACAUCCACACUUCUCUGAAUUUUGCAAUGGAGUUCUCUAGACAAGUAAAUGUGAACAAAAAUGCAUAUGCUAGGUAGGCUGCCACUUACAUAAAAAUGCAUAUAGUGGUGAACGUAACAUACAGAAAUGCGUAAUAUUUGUGGGGAACUGCUUUGCAAAAAAGUGUGUAUCGGGCAAAAUUCAAUACAAGAAAUGUGCAUGUUAGGAUAAUUUCGGACUCAAGGGCUGAUUUAAAUAAAUAAAUAAAUAAAAUCACAUACCGAUGGGAAAUUGUGGAGACCUGAAUUUAAGACUGGGAAAAUGAAAACUGAACGAAAUCAAAAUUGCCAUUUUCACACAUCCUGAGCUAACAUCUGAGGCAGUUGUUCAGAUUAAGAGUAGCUCCCCCAGUCUACAUAGGGAGGAAUACCGUGUCCUGAGUUGGGCAUCUUUAAAAAGAAUCUUAUUGCCACUCCACUGUCUUUCUGCAGAUGGAUCAGUAUCGUUCUUUUUAUCUCUACCAGUCUGUGCUUCAUUUGGUGGUGCACAGGUGAAAGGCAGGUGGUUUCUACCGUGGAGGUAGAAGCAGGUGGUUUUUGUGACCCACCAACUCUCUUACAGGAAUUGAUCCAGGGGUUGAGAGAAGCUGCUCAGAUUUGACCUCUGUUAAUAGCUGUGUUGGUGAAGCACAGUUAAUGGCAGGGAGAGGGGAUUUGCUCUAGGAAGGCAGUGUGCAAUCGAAGAACUAAAUCCCAAUUUGUUAAUCCUGGUUAGCAAGGAGCCAUUAGUAUGUCUAGACCAGUCCCGUAUGGAUGCAGGACAGAUCUCAUUCUAAAACACAUAAGCAAUUGAUGACAUUUCAGCCACUAGAUGAUCUCUUCUGGCUGCAACCUCAAAUCAAGCACACUGAUUUGAAAGUGCCACUGAAAUCAGUGUCACUUCCUACAGGAAUUCAGGUGUUUGUAUGGCUGAACAGAUCCAGUAAUAUCAUGAGCAAGGUGCCUGGCAUGAUUGUUCCAUCUAAGACGAGUUUAUUUUAUGUCCUAAGGUUAUCCAGAGGAGACCUAUCCUGUCUAUGAUAACUCUGAUUGCGUCAAGCGCAGACAGGACACAAUCCUUGUGGAUUACCCUGACCCCACCCAGCCUUCAGCUGAAGAGAUAGCAGAGAGAAUGGCGUUUGUGGACGAUGAGGAGUGUUUAUGUAGUGAAACCGUUUUGUCUGCUCUCGCUAUAGUGAACAGUGACCCUGCAGCAGCCUACGAGACGGAGGGCCAGCACGCCACGCUCAGCGACCAGAGUGGCGCUGGCCAUGACCCUGAGAAGUGCUACUGCUGCCACUUCGAAGAGGACGACCCUGCUGUGAUAGCGGAGAACGAGGGCUUCUACCCCGAAAGCUGCGGUGAAAUGGAAGAUGCCACGGCCCAGGAGGAGCUGCUGCUAAAUUCCAACCUCGAAAAUGCAGAUCCCCAAGAGCAGAACGAGGGAAGUCCAGAUGAAAUGGGCAUUCUGAGGAAGCGAAACACGAAGGGCAUAGCGUUGCUGGGACACUGAGGAUCAAACGCGGAAGGCUAUCUCCCCUUCUAGAAACUGGGCUAAACUGCUGCUUGCAAGACAAAGGCUUGUCUCCGUUGUUGCGUACCCAGCUGCUGCAUCUCUUUUGCAUUUGCUGCUUAUUUGGAUGGAAAAUGAGUAGCCCCCCACUAGUUCAUCAGCCUGGCCACUUCAGCAUCAACUGCCUUGGAAUCAUAGAAUCAUCGUUGGAAAGGACCCCAAGGAUCAUCUAGUCCAACCCCCCGCAAUGCAGUUAACUCAACCAAAGCAACCAUUACAGAUGGCCUCCAACCUCUGCUUUAGAGCCUCCAAGGAAGGAGAGUCUGCUGAGAGAGUCCAUCCUACUGUUGAACAGCUCUCACCGCCAGAAAGUUCUUAGUCGAAAUCUCCUUUCUAGUAACUUGAAGCCAUUGGUUCGGGUCCUACCCUCCAGAGCAGGGGAAAACAAGCUUGCUCCAUCUUCCGUGUGACAGCCCUUUAGAUAUUUGAAGAUGGCUAUCAUGCGUAUCUCCUCUUAUUCAAGCUAAGCAUACCCGACUCCCUCAAUUGUUCCUCAGAAGGCUUGGUUUCCAGUCCUUUGCUUGCUAUAGCCUCCCAAGGCGUCUAAAUCAAGAUAGCUUCCCAUUGUGCCUUCUUUCAGCCUCUCCUCCUGUAUAAAGUAAUCCAGUAGGGAAUUUUCCCACUGUACUUCUAACACCUUCACCAAUGUUAACCACUCGUCAGGUUGAGGCAGCCUGUUUUAGAUACCCUUAAAAGGAUAGCAGAUAAUCAGUUUUUAUAUUUGAUUAUCAUAUUUGAUUUGCGUAAAGUAGUUGGCGUUUUAUUUUAUUUUUUGCCUCUGUCUUGGGUGGUCUCUUGUUGCAGACCAAAAUCCUUCAUGCUCUUGUAAUGAGGAAAUCAUAAGGUGAAAGGGGUGUCUUAAUGUCAUUCCUUACGUGCAAGUGUUAGUUGAUUUUCUUGGCUGAUAAGCACAAGGAAUUUCUGGGAAAUUUAGGGGCAAAUCUUAAUACCGCCCACUGCCUAGCAGGACUCAGUGGAGAUAGGGGGCCAGUGGGGGAGGCAAGCAGAUGGCUGUGCCAGCCUGGAGCUGGCACAGUGAUGAGGCACUGAUCUGGCAUGAUGCUGCUAUCUGACAAACAUGGUGCCAGCUCUGGUUCCAACUGAUCCCAGGCUGGCCCAGCCCCUUUGCCCCUGGAAUGCCCCAUUGCAGAGCCUUCCACUGGCUGUUGCUGCUGGGGAUUCCACCAGUGGCACUUCUGCCUGCCAAGAUCUUUGGCAGUCAGAAGGGUGGUGUCUGUAUUGAUGGAGUGAUGCUUGCAACCAAGUUGGCAGAGACAGGUGGGAGGCUUACUUAAGUGAUAGAGGUGGGUGGAGGGACGCUUCUGCCCAAUCCAACCCUUCCCCCCAGCCUGGCGCAAGGGUGUGUGGGUGUGUGCCAAAUUAUCUCUUUUUUGUUGUAUCAACAAAGAACAGGGUUUCCUUUUGUAGGUCACUUGUGGAAUGAGCAAUCCAUUUCACCUCGCCUGUGGCUCAAGAUGGCAGCCCUUCCUGUGGCUCAAGGCUAACUUACCACAUGAUUCCACAUGAACUUCAAGGCCAACUUUUUCAAAAUGCACUCACAGUUAAAGUGUGCAACCAAAACACAAGGGCAUGAUUUUUGGAGGAGAGCAAAACAGAUGACCAAUAUGCGUCAUUUGACAGAUGAAUUAACAGCAUCUUCAGAAAACCUGCUUCACUUGCCCAAUGAAAUCGCAGAAAGAAAGGGAUUUCCAGGGAUCAAAGCAAAGAGAUGAAGAUGCCAAGCGGCAUAACACUCCUUCUCUAAGGCCUAAAAGUACAUGAGUAGUUUGUCUCCCUAUUUUUCUUUUUCUACUAAAGGUUUUAUAAUUUCUUUUAAUGUUGCAAUUAUUUAUGAAAGCACUAUUUAUUUAUUCAUUUAUGCAAGUAUUUAUAUAGCUAAAUAUCACAACAAUCUGAAUACAAUAAAACACAACUAUAAGCUGUACAAAAUAACCACUUAAAUGACUGGUCAAUCGAUAACACUUAAAAAAAAACAAUGGGGAAAAACCCUGCAUAUGCUUGUUGGCAUACAGGGGUUGUUUUGAGGGCUCUUUUUCCUUACAAGAAUUUGGGUUUAGAAGAGAUGCUGAAAGCAUAAGAAGGAUCACUUUCUCCCAUGUCAGCUUUUCAUAGCGCAAUCCCAUGCAGGUUUACUGAGAAGCAGCAGUGGCUUGAAGGAAGUGGGAAGGGGGCACAGUGGUGGCACUGCAGUCAUUGGGAUGAGGCAGGACAAGGUGGUGAUGGGGCUGGGGAGUUCCAGCGGGGCACAGUUGCACAUAUACUUAAGGGGCCAUUGCCACUAACCUUGUCAUGGUCACCCUGCUUCAUCCCAGUGAGUUCACUGCUGCCAAGAGUAGACCACUCCCUUGGCCUACUCGCCUGCAAUGGACCACUGCUCAGCUCCAGGGUUUGCUCCCAGGAAAUUGUGGUUAGUAUUGUAGGCAAUCGGGUGCAGUCCUGUGUAUUGUCUGCUCAGGAGUAAGUGCCAGUGAAUUGAGUGAGACUCAACUCCGAAGAAAUGUGUAUAGGAUUGUGGCCUUAGAGUGGAAUUCCGUGUUGUGCUUUUACAACCAUCUGUGCAAGCACAUCAGCUUAUAAGAAGGAGUGAUCUCUUCCUCCUUCCCCAUGAGCUGUUCUGGGGAUUCCCACAAGAAGCCAGUUUCAGGGAGUGCAGGGGAAGGAAAGGGGAGAAGGCCCAGUUGUGCAAGUGAAAGUUCAUUAGAUGAAUCCUGUCCCAUGUAUGUAACAUAGUAGGCAGACCGUCCAUUGAAACAUCAUGCAGAUGUAGCUAUCCAGUAGAUUGCUAGGAACUUCUCGAGAAGGUGACUCCAUAGAGCCAUUAUUGCUAAUUCAAAGUGUGGUUGUAUUGUAGGGUACAUGGAGAACGUCAACAGCUGCACUUAUAAAAUGGGAGGGAUGUAGGGAGGGUUAAUUUUGGUUGGGUUUUCAUUGCUGCCUACCUAUUCUGCAGCAGGAAAGAUUUAUGUGUAUGUUGUCUUACGUUUGUGGCUUCUGCUGCUAGAAAGCCUGCCUUUUGGCAACUGUCCUGCUUAAAUAACUAGGGGCUGAAAUGUCAGAUAUGCCUGGCCAGCAGAAAUGCUUCUGUAUUAUAAGUUUCUGUUCCAGGAAUAAGGGACUUUGGUCAUUCCAGUUCUCCAUGCCUUUAGCAAAGAUCUGCUUUAGCGAAGUUGAUAAUCAGUUCAGCACCAUUUCGUGGCCCAUGUUGGACAUUACAGAAACCUGCUUUGAAAAUAGUUUGCAGCACUAAGUGAAUGGAAAAUACCAGAGGAAAUUUUGUAAGCAUAUUUCUCUUUUGCAUCCAUAUUUAUUUUUAAAUUUGUUUAUCUGUCUGAGUAAAAUGAGGAACAACAUUCCAGUAAAGAUUUCGUGUGUGCGUCAUGUGUGUGUUCUCUGGAACAAGCAAUGUGACUUUCAAAAAGAAUGGCAGACAGUUGCGUUUCCCAUUUUCAGGCUGAGUGAGAAAAGACCAUUCUGCUUACCGUGAAUGGAAUUUCUGGAUUUCAUAGAAACUGCUACCAUAGAGGGGGCUAUGCUCCCUUUCCAGCAGCCAAUUGGCAACGUUGCAAGUUCAAAACAGGUAACUAGGAAAUACAUACUUGGCUCUACCCUGCCCUGAAGGGAAUCAGUUUUUUUUAAAUGCCAAGCCCCAAAGUGGAGACAGCUACUAAAACUACAUUACUAUAGAACAAUGAGUAAACUAACCUUUGCUUGAAACGGAGGCUCACUGGCAGAGGGAAGAACAGAAUAACUUUACAGAGGAUCGGUAGAAUUUGUUCUGGGUAGUUCAGAGGCAGCCAGAUUAAGCCCAGGUGGGGCUGGUGGCUGUUUCUACAAGAUCCAGAAAUCCCAUUCGUGAUAUGUAGAACGGUCUUCUCUUGAGAUUUCCUGGUAGGAGCUGCCACCAUAGAGACGUACCAGAGCUUACAGACCCUUUAAGGGUGGGAUCAGUGUGUUGCUGCUACUGAGAACUGUAGCGUUCUCCUACCAAAGGCUGCCUCAGCCGAGGUGGAUGGAGGGGUGCUCUACAUGUUUUGUGUAGGGCAGCACUGAUCCUGAUCAGAGGAGUCAGGUUAUGAGAUGGGUAUGCCAGUGAGAUGCAACCUCUUAGCCAUCAAACCAGGGUGGCGGACGUGGCUUUCUUACCAAGAGAGAGUGGAUGAAAGCAGAUGGACAGAGAGAACAUUUGAUGACUAGAUCUUCAGUGGUCUGUGGACAUCCUGGAAAGACAGCACUACCCCUUCUUUGGUGGCAGUUACUACCAGGAGAUCCAGAGAAUGUGGUUCCACCUUUUCUUUCUGGAUUUUGAACAGCCACCUUUCUUGCAGAAAUUUCACAGUCGAAUCCUUCCUUGGAAUGCAGUCGUAGUGAAAUUCAGCUGAGAAAGUUUUCAUAUCUGUCCAAUGCACAGAUGUCCCAUGGGCCAGGAAGGGGAAAGCAGUUAUGGUGAGAAGAGACAGCAAUCUUGGAGCCACAUGGUAAAUGAGUAAGGACCACGUAUUUAAGAAAAGCAUGUUUUUUGGAGGGAAGGCACAAUUCUUUGAAACAAAUUCAAGUUUAAUUUUUUUUCUGCACAAGUUUUCUGUAUUGACAUGUACUGUACUCUCUACAACAGACACAAUGUAAUUAUGUGAAAAUACCAAAUUAGUUGUACACAUACUGAUAAAUAAAUACAUUUGCUUCAGAAUACCAAAGUGUUUUUUAAAAAUUGACUUCAUAAAAGCACAUUUCCCCCCUCAGAUUUAUCUAAAACUCCAUAUAGUUUGAAACGAACGAACAAAAGAAUGCCUGACUGCUCCAACAGGACAAGACAGUCUUGUGCAAAUGGACAGAACACAUUCUAAGCAUUAUGCAAAAAUAUGACUAAUUAAAUAUUUGUUCGGUCCUAAUUCCUCUUAGCCCACUCCCACCCAUGUUUUGUUUAAAACCCAAAGACAAUUUAAAACAAAUUGAGACAGGAACAUUGUCAAAUUCUACUAGAAUGAUCAUUGGUUUGUUUUAAGAAAGGCACAGUGAUGAAUUAGAAAAUGUUAGCCAUGGGAGACAACACUGCUAGCAAACCUUGUUCACCUAGCAUCUCCAGUUUUCUGCUUUUUUACAAUUAAAAAGUCAGCUGGGUUUUAAAACGCAUCUUUGAUGAAACAGAACAUCUGGGCUUAAUCCUACAAAUACGUAUGCCUGGCUCUCUAUAUUAUACUCGAGCAACCACCUGGUUAGUUACAGGACAGAUCCUUCAGAAUAACAUCACACAAUUCUGUCUCUAGUUUGGUUCUCAUUUAUGGGUUUUUUUCACAAUUCAGGCUCACAUAUUCUUCGCUGGCCAAAGGACAGCAGUGAUCCGGCUGUCUGAAAAACUGUUAAGGUACAACUUUCAGUGACACAACUUCCUGGGACAUCCUUGUUUUGUCCUUACAAUUACAUUUUAAUAAGCCUUUCACAGAAACCAGAAUGGCAAAAUCUGAUUUUUGCAAACUGCACUGGGGUUUUUUCCCCAUUAGGGUUGAUCUCAUUCUAAAAUAUAGGGCCCAUGCAUUGAGAGAGAGUGAGUUAGAAUUACUCAUGGGAAACUGAGGCUGUCAGUGACAUUUUUUAAAACUGAAGGAAGUUCAAAGUAAGUAAAGUGGAAAGAUAUUGAAAUGCUUUUUGCCAUAUUCUUUAUAAGAACCGCCCCGCCCCCCAACACUGGCUGGAUGAUUCUACAAAGAAGUUAGUGGGAGGCUGGGGUCCACACAUUUUGGCUGGCCUUGGUCACCAGUUGACAAUUGUGCUUGCCACUGACUCUUCCCUUCUCUCUGAACAGGGACAGCCAGUGUUUGCUGUAGAGGCCAGACCCCUGUCCUGCAGGGGCUCAUCCCAGCCAUGCUGAGCCUCAGAGAAGCUUGAUAAGCUGCAAUACAGCUUGCUGCUUUCCAAGCAAAAUCCAAGAGAGUCUUUGGCCAGGUCCCCGCUCUGGAGAAGGCAGAGAAUAUCACCAGAUUUAAAGUUGGAAAGUCACCAGGCUUGAUUGUGGAUCCCGAGCUGGAGGUAAAACUCAGGGCUGGCUUCACCCCCUUGGCAUUAAUGGGCAACUGUCAGGACACCUGAUCCCAAGCAGGACCCACUGCUGGUGCCUGCCCUGGACCACACUUUUUGUUGUUUUCUGGUCCAGAGCUCCAACCUGCACCACACAGGUGGGUCACCAUUUAAUUCCUCCAUGCCUCCAAUAUAAGCAUUGGUUGGGGGCACAAUACCAACAGCAGCUAGAUCCAGCAUAUCAGAGUGCUGCUGAUGCCCUCAGGUGCCACCAAGUAAUCACACAAAAAACGAGGAAUUCCAGGCCCUCUCAAACCUACAGCUUGCCCUGGUAGAAAAGUUAAGGUGAUGUUUCUCCCAUGAGUCCUAAUUUAGAUGUGACCUGUGCUGCAGGUAGAUUUUUCAUGGAUUAACUUCCAGCCAGUCUCUCCUAAAUGCCCAAGUAAGGACAGAACUAGAAAGGUUGGUGGGAGAUCAAUGAUCUGAUCUGAUUAGCUGCUGAAGACAUCUUACCAAGUCCUUUUCCUGUGCAAACAUAAAUCUUUAGAUAUUGUCACAGGACUGUUUGUGUUGAUGGAGGGGCCUAACUGAGCAAACACUAUAGCAGCCUCCUUAUUCUUUCACAAUAUCAGAAAGCAGUCCUUAGUGUUAAAGGUUUUGAAUUUGGCUAAGUAUAUAUAAUGCAUAUUACAAUGGAUAAAUAUUUGGCCCUAGCCCUCCAAACAUUUGUGUUUCUUUUAUUUCAUACCAAAUAACCACCAAAAUUACAUUUUGUUGUACAGCCUCAAGGCACACCCAUGUAACCCAAAUCUCUUUGCAAGUUGUUUUAGGGACAGAGAAUGCACUCCGCCACUUAGUGUUCUGCAUUUGUCCAGAGUCUUUGAGCUUUCCAGCUUUUAAAAUGCUUGCCUUGCAGGACUUUUUCCUGCACCACAUUACUGCAUUACCUAAAAUAGUGGCACUUUUAUUUAUACGUUGGUAUCGCAGAAGUUUCAAAUGCUGCUUUCAAAAGAAAUCCAAUGUACAUUUCAUGCUGGCAGCCAAUGCUUUCAAAUGGCGGGGAAAUAACCCGGGAGGUCAACAAAUGCUUUUUCCCCAAGGCUGUGUGUUUACAAAAAUGAAACAACCACAACCAAAGUUAUUUCUUGACUGUUUGGAAAUAUCUCUAGAUAACUCAACCAAUCAUGCAAUCUUCCAAAUUUGGGGGCAGGGGGGCUUGACUGAUUUAUCUGUUUGCCAUUGCACACGGCUUUUUGUUCUUUGCCCAUUCAUGCUUUCACUAAAGCUGCCUAGGUAUCAAAAUGUAGCAAAUCAUAAAGUGUCUCAUGAAUAAGGCACAUUAAACAGGCGGGAUGGUGGGUUUUGCUGUUUUGGGAUGCAAUGAAACAGGCUGGCGUAAAAUCCAGGACAGUAUAGGGCAUACCUGCACUACAAACUGGUACCUGCUUUCUACAGCCAUGGCUUCUGUCUAAAGCAUUCUGGUAACAAACAUGUUAGAGGGUUAGUUUUCAAACUUCUGCUUUUAGAAACCCUUUCCAUAUACGCAUCUGCUGACAAACCUCUACAUAUCUGCAAUAAAAGCCACACUAUCCUUGUGUGCUGCAGAGAGAUGAGCUAUUUUGUUGCCGGGUCACUGAAGCUCGUGUCAGCAGACCCCUCUGAAGAGCUUCACCAGGUGGCUACUUGAGGAUGCAACCGAGGAUGCCAAGUAGACCUUCACCGCCUACGCCAUCUUAUAGUACGUAUCAUUAUGUGCACUAAGUUGUGUUCACUCAACUUCUUGUGCCAGGUCUUGUGCCACUCAUGCUCUAGACAUCAUUUGGCCUGUUUCAUUGCCAUCAGUGACUCAAGGGCCUCAACUGGAUGGCCAGCUCUAGCCACUGGGAAAUCCCACCCCCACUAGAGCACACAGGCAGGCAUCCAUUGGAUAAAAUUAGUUUCUGGGGGCAGACUACCCAAAGGGGUCACCCUCUCCUGCAGGGAGGAAUUGCUGUUGCAAAGCUUAAUUGAGCAGAAGUGUGGUUCUUUUUAGCAAGUUAUCCAUAAAUUUAAAAGGUGCUCUUGAUAAACUGGACAGAAGAUUUAAAAUAUAAGUAUAUGCUUUUGUGGUAUUUUUAUGCAUUGCGAUUCGCUGUUAUUUUUAUUGAUUAUAGAUUAGUAAUUAUUGUAAUUGAUAAGUGUAAACUGAUUAAUUAUUAUUUGCUGCUGUUUAAUUUUACUGUUUACUAUUAGAUCUUAAUGGCUUAUCCAAUAUUGCUUUAUUUGAUAUAAGUUGUUUGUUUUAAGGUUACUGUGACAUUUUUUAUAUCGGAUCAGAUUGUUAUUAUUAAUGUUUGGUGUUUUAUUGUAUUUUUAUAUGUUUUUGAAGCCACCCAGAGUGGCUGGGGCAACCCAGACAGCUGGGCAGGGUAUAAAUUAAAAAAUAUUAUUAUUAUAUUAUUAUUAUUAAAAAUGCAGAUUGCAAGCAUCAUCUUAAGAGACACUUCGCAUUUACUUCCGAUUCCACAGAAUGCUGCUUCUAAAGAAGACUGUGACAAGUUCAACCAGGAGGGGUUGGAGAAGGAAUUAUAGCAGAAAAGGAGGUGAACUUUUAUUUCUUUAUCCCCACCCCCUACAGGAGCCCACCUACAGCCUAAGGCUUGGGUGCCCACAGGGACAGGGAUGUGCAUAAAAGUGAACUAUGGAAUCUAUUUUCCUUUGCUAACAAAGAUGACUGCUUUAGUUUGUAACGCUGUGUGCACCUAUUUGGCCAUCGAACCAAGUGGGAAUGAACCUUUCAGUAAGUGUGCCUAGGAUCUGUGUACAGGGCAACCUAAUUCUCGAAUGGACUAUCAAAUAUGUUGGACCUUCUGCAGUUUUUACUCUGUCGGAAUAAUGCAAGUCAACUGAACUGACAGGGACCUGUUUCUGUGUAAACAUGGUUAGGUUUGUAUUAUGUAAGUGCCUUCAACUAGUGCCUCUUUUCUUUUGGAGGUGAUUGAAACCGGACACAACCCAGUAGCCUCUAAGUCAGAUUUGUAGAAGAAAACCAACUACGGCAAGAGUGGCAUCCCAUGCUUGCCUGCUCCUUAGUAUAUUUAGGGUGGCAGCCUCUGGAUAGGCAAGCAGUUGCAGCGUAACCUUUAAUAAUGACAGCCCUAGGAGCAAUAUAGGUGGGACAGAAAUAGAAUAUACUUUCUAGAGUGUUUUAUAAGUCGGCUUUAGUUUAUUUGCCUUUCAUUUUCAUUCUGCAUGAGCGACAGAACCUUGCUCACCCUAAUCCUUUAUUUCUCUGGCAUUUACACAACAAUCACCUUGAUAUUUCUCUGCUGCUAGAAUAAUGCCAUUUCUAAGAAUAACACUGUGCGGAGAACAGGUAUGUUCUUAUAUGGCCAGGAUAUUGCAUUUUCUCCAUAUUCAGAGGAUUGCAUUUGUGUCUUGGAUGCUGCUGUUCACCAGCUACAUGCGUGAAAUAUGGGUUUUGUUGUGGCCUUAGGUGCUUUUGUUAGAAAAGCAGUCAGUCAGUAUUCAAAAACAAAUACCGUAUUUUUUGCUCUAUAGGACGCAUUUUCCCCCUCCAAAAAUUAAGGGGAAAUGUGUGUGCGUCCUAUGGAGCAAAUGCAGGCGGCUCCUUGGCUUCAGC
Podarcis lilfordi (Lilford's wall lizard) is the source of this 26789-nucleotide messenger RNA. The record is from the annotation of a GenBank genome assembly. Lineage: Eukaryota; Metazoa; Chordata; Lepidosauria; Squamata; Lacertidae.